CUGGAGCUUUAUGAUUUUGAUUAUCGUUAUUGCGAGUGACCAAAUAACGUAUCCGCUAGAAAUUCUGCGUCGUAAAAAGUACGUAAAAUAUAAGUACUAUCUACAAUAUGAUUAUCACGGUUUUCGUUUCUGAAAACUGCAAUUUUGCCGUUAAUUCAACCUCCGUAGAUUUUUAACCUCGAAUAUUGCGGCGAUAUCAAAGUAAAAAGAAAAAGAAACAGAUAGCGACAACAAAGAGGCGGGUUAAAAUAUUUUACGCCUCGAUGGGAUCUCUUCGCUGGAUGCCUGUCAAAGCUGGCUUGCUUCAAUCGGCCUAUUAGCGAGAACGUGUUCACUGAUUGACCUAUUCUGGGGUUUACAAUACCUCAUGGGCUGCCGAAGCCGAAGGGCGCAGCAGUAUUAGAAGUACCAGUGCCUUCGAGCGACGGGACAACGGGAUAUAUCCUCGGCUGUUUGAUGACAACACGCGAUCCCGAAAGUUCCAGGUACGCAUCACAGCCGGGCACGUUUCUACGAGCUCUACCAUGCGGACGCGAGAAGAGAGUGUUCGCUUCGGACUUGCCCUUUGUCGAAGGGGAAUCACCGAGCCCCCUUCGGGAGACACGUCGGAGAAAAUUCGACCGCGGAAAUCUGACUCUGAACGGGCAGCUCACGUCGUAGGAAUUGUCGUCUUUCGUCAGCAGGAUGGCCUGAGCCUCGGAGCAAAUCUUCCAUGGACCGUUCACGAAAAUCGGAGGAUGACCCGCCGCCGCCGUGCAUCUUUCCCGGACGACCCGGAGAUCUUCCGCAUCGACGAGGUCGCCGGCGAGCCGCCGUGAUCAGGCUGGAUUUGAGAUCGAUUCUAGCCCUGAUGGUGCUGAGCACGGCCGGUGUAUCGUCCUCUCAUAUGCCUGACAAGUAUCCCAUAGAAGUGUAUCAUAUGUUACAAGAGAGAACGCAGUUUGGAAUUGCCCAUGACAACAGAGUAAGAGGGACUUGGGGUACAUGGAGUUCAUGGAGCGAGUGUUCCAGAUCUUGCGGCACUGGUAUCCAGUCCCAAUUUCGGGAAUGCGUCCCUCUACGGAGACUUUUGAGGAGGCGAAGUAUUAUCUCGGAGAACGGUACGAGCAAUGCCAGGCCCAUUUGUAUCGGCACAUACAAACGCUACCACACGUGCAAUACGCAGGAAUGCCCGAACUUCCCGGAAGACUUGCGGGCGGAACAGUGCGCCAAGUACAACGGUAGGAACUACAAGGGCCGCAGUUACGUCUGGGUUCCCUUUGUGGACGCGCCAAACUCCUGCGCGCUCAAUUGCCGUGCAGUCGGCGAGCGUUUUUACGCAACGCUUGAACCGGCAGUAAUGGACGGCACGCCCUGCGAUGCUCCGAAUCUUCGCGGACGCAGCGGCGGCAGCGGCGGUGGUGGCGGCGGCGGCAGGAUUUCAACGGAACGCAAUGGCGAACGAUGGCUAUGCGUCGCCGGACAAUGCAAGCCUGUAGGAUGCGACGGGGUGGUGGGCUCCGGUGCGACGAUGGACGCCUGCGGCGUGUGCGGUGGCCAAGGCAGAGGGUGCAGAUUGUACGAGGGUAUCUUCAUGGAGCCGAUUCUGUCCAAGGGUCACCAGCAGGUGACUACGAUUCCGAAGGGCGCCAUGUCGCUUAACAUUUCCGAGCUCCGAUUCAGCAGUAAUUUUCUAGCGUUGAGAGACAGUAACGGCAGUUACAUCCUAAACGGACCGUGGUCUUACAGUCCCAGUGGUACUUAUAAAGCGGCUGGUACGACAUUAACAUACCAGAGGGGCGAUAGGAACCGUAUGGAGUGUAUCUUGGCGACCGGACCGUUGAACGAGUCUCUGCAUUUAGAGAUUUUAUCCGUGGAAUUAAAUCCAGGCGUUCUGUACAAGUACAUGCUGCCUAUGAAAGAAGUGCCGGACGAUAAAGCGGUGAUUGCACCGCCGCUGCUUGUCGCAGGAGCAAGUGAUCGAGGCAACGAGAUACCUAGUCCAGAUACCCACGUGACCGUGCGAGUACCCGUUACAAGAAUAUCGGAUCGGCGGGGCGAUUUAUCUUCGACGCGUCGCGAUCGCGAUCCGCGCGCGCGCGACGGCGGACGGAAGGAAGAGAUGAAGCAUCCACCGACCACGGUGAUGGCGGGCGAUCAGCCAAAGUCAAAGGCGACGAGAAGGAAGAAGAGGAGGAAGUUCGCUUGGAAAAUAGUCGGCCUUUCUCCAUGCUCGAAGGAAUGCGGGGGAGGUGUACGAACGACGAUCUUAAAGUGCAUUCGCGAGAUCAAUCAGACACCUGUCAACGACAAACGUUGUCGCAAUGUGGAAAAACCGAAGCAUCCUCCUCCGCUGGGAUGCAACGAUCAUCCUUGCGCCGCCAGGUGGCGAGCCGAACCGUGGAGCGAGUGCUCGGUUUCCUGCGGGGUCGGCACCAGGACGCGAAAACUCGAGUGCAUCCAGGAGCUGAACGCGAGGCUGACAAUGCGCGUUGCCGCUGGUGCGUGCAUGCAACCGCCAGAUCUGAGUACCACGGAAACCUGCACUCGACCGGCGUGUCCCAACGUGGGUCCGGAAUUGAGACGCAUGUCCUCGCAGCACGACGUGCCCAGAUGGGACGUGGGCGCUUGGGGCCCGUGUUCGGCGACAUGCGGCCGUGGAAUUCGAAAUCGAACGGUGACGUGUAUAACAUCCGGGCAGUCUUGUUCGUUAGCCAAUAAGCCGGAAUCUCAAAAAGCGUGCGAGAUAGCGGCUUGUAAUGCGGCGACAGACGCGGAACAUCACGCGCCCUGGCUGUACUCGGAAUGGUCUUCAAAGUGCUCUGCAGAAUGUGGAAAUGGCGUGAGGAUCAGACGAGUGGCGUGCGCCGACGGUAGCGAGUUAUUCUGCAAUCCCAAAGAGAGACCGGACACGGAGAUGCAUUGUUUCGAACGAGGGACGAACUGCGAUCGAGCCAAGUGGUUCGCCAGUCCAUGGACUUCCUGUUCUGUUUCGUGUGGCGUUGGCGUCCAAUAUCGAGACAUCGCUUGCAUAACUAGAACGAAUAACGAAUUUAUCGUACUACCCGCAAAAAAUUGCAGCGAUCUCAAACCAGCGACUGAGCAAGCCUGCAGAAUGUCCGCGUGUUCGCCGGAAUGGUUUACCUCCGAUUGGUCGACGUGUUCCGCAACAUGUGGGGCCGGAUUGCAAACACGGCUUGUACGGUGCAUCGUCGAGGGUAUUAGCAGCACUAAUUGCUCAGAAAUCGGCAAACCAAGUGCGGAGCAACGAUGUAACGUGGAGCCAUGCAAAAAGGAAGUGCCAGUGGCGAGCAAACCGCCGAAAAAGGUGCACGAAUCGUCCGAGUGCGUGGACAAGUAUCCGAAUUGCGUGUUAGUAGUAAAAAAUGGUUUAUGCCGAAUCAAAUAUUAUAAGCAUUCGUGUUGCCAGUGCCGCCAGUAGCCCGGGACAACAGCUUUGCGCUCAUCCGCAAUUUUGCGACCGCAGCUAGCGCGAGCGUGAACGUUGAAUAAGAUACAGAUAUUAUAUCGGAAAGGGCAAAUUAUGCCGAGUGUAAGACUGCUAUAAAGAGAGAUGACCACGUAUAUAUAAUUUUAUUUAUAUUAAGCGACGCGACAUCGGAUCACACGUGUCUUAGUCGUGCUUUCUUCUGCCGAAUGUAGCAUAAUUCUCGCGGAGCGGCAGAAUUCUCUUCUCUUCUCUUCCUAUCAAUGAAUGCUCAGAACGAGGCGUUUGAUUCUUCUCGACAGUUCCACUGCGAAUAUUAGAAUAAAUUUUCGAAUAAAGCAAUUCAAAAUAAAAUAACCGAACGAGAGAUAAAUAAAACAGCAGGAAGGGACGAUAUGACAUAUAUACGAGUGUAUAUAAUUAAAGAAAGAAAUUAAGAUACCCUUUUAUCUAUGCGGAUUAAGAAUGACAUUUUUUUCUGCGAGGGGGGACAGUUCAUUCUCAAAGACUCCUGAUCUUUCCGAGAAACCGUGAAGGGGUUUCGUGUGCAAUAAAUAUAUCUCAACGUAGAUACACACGUGCGUUUAUGCGUAUGGCAUAUGGACAGGUUGUUUACAUCGCGUAUGCGUGCGAGUCGAUAUCUGUGUUAUCAUCGCAGACAGAUCCGUAAUUUUAUCGAUUUGGGGUAACGGCGCCUAUUCAAGUACACCUUCGACCCUGGCUUUUUUAUAUGGAUAUUGAAGCACAUGCGAUUCUCUUGUUCUGUAUACGUCGUUAUAUAUCGAGUAAACUUAUUCGGAUAAGCGUGAUAAUAUAAUAUACAGUAACGUAACUGAAUAUACGCUUGUAUAUGUAGAAUAUAUGAAGUCGUUAGAUGAUAAAUAUAUGUAUUAUUGUAUAUUUCGAUGUCGAGACGAAAAAAGUCUUCGCUACCAUAUCGCUAUCAUGUAUUAAUUCGAUGUUGGACUCGCAUAUCAUUGCGCCGUUGAGAACAGAGCUGUUCAGAUUAAUUAAUUAUUUGUGUCAAUUGCAUUUUUUUGGUUCUGCCAACUCCAAGGAAUUAUUCAGAUGCUUUUUAUCGGAUAGUAUUCUAAUGUAGCCUGCGUCUCGCUCAGAUUUUCUAUUUUUACAGCAAUUACAAGUUAUUUACACAAAA
Wasmannia auropunctata (little fire ant) is the source of this 4583-nucleotide messenger RNA. RefSeq names its product thrombospondin type-1 domain-containing protein 4-like. The coding region runs from base 713 to 3421 and encodes 902 amino acids. Gene Ontology annotation, cellular component: extracellular matrix. The record is from RefSeq and is a predicted model, not a curated record. The transcript has 21 exons. Gene Ontology annotation, biological process: extracellular matrix organization. Gene Ontology annotation, molecular function: metalloendopeptidase activity. Lineage: Eukaryota; Metazoa; Arthropoda; Insecta; Hymenoptera; Formicidae.